UUUAUAAUGCCAUAUUAUGUAUUCAUGUGAUCGUUAAAUAAUUAUUUUUUAAAAGAAAAUUUCUUUUAAAAACUAUAGUACUAUGCAUAAAUAAAUGUUGUAUUUUUUAAUUAGCCAUAUUCUGCGCCCUAAAUUAUGUCGUUCCUGUCUAACGACCAAUGAAAACUGUCGAAAGAAGGGUUGCGUCGAUACACAUGCGCAGUAAACACAGUUCACCCUGAGACUCGAGACACGGUCAAAACACGCAUUCGUCUCCUUGUUGCGUUAUUACUCUGUUUCGUGGCUUCUUGAUGUCUUCGAUUUUACGUUUAAGUGUUUGAUCAGUCAUACUCUAAGUGCCGGUGAUUCUGUCGUCUACCUGAUCGCUUUAUAUAACGAUCAUUUGUUUAACCCUAGUUAAACUGUUCGCGUGUUAUUAGGUUGUCUUAUUAAUUUGUUGUAAAUUAUUGUUUCCCGCGCGUACCAUGCAGUGCAUCACAGUUUUUUAGCAUUCGCUUCAGAUCGGUGGGUCGACUUUUGAAUACACCAGAGGAGCCGAAGCAGUAUCGUUCGCCGCAUGGGUGCCUGGGUUGACGAUCGUUUCGCGGUGGAGGAGGUGGUCCCGAUUAACCAAGGCCCGAGAAGAAGGAAAGCUUCCCGCAUCCUGGGCCACAUUUGCGAUGGUGGCGGUCCAGGUGCGAUUGAUCAGCCAUCAAAGAACUAUAAUAAUAAAUCAUCAAAAUUGUCAGCGAGGUCGUCAUUGCUGCCAUUACGACGUCAGUUCACCAGACAGCUCUACGAGUGGCCGUGUUUACCGUUGUUUAAGUCAAGGACGAACUAGCUGUGUAUGCGAGAAAACGUACAAGGGAAACUAACAUUGUGUACAAAGAGAAUAUAGAUAGUGGAGGAGAGUUGGAGGGAGGGCGGGGAAGGAUUCAAUAAAUUCGAUGAGGUUGCGUUAGAUUUCUCGAGGACUGCGCUUAAUUAGCCAGUUAUCCAAAACUUGGCAUCGUCAUCAUCAUGGCCGAGUGGGCCAAGUUCAAUGGCGAGGAAAGACCGAAAGAGAUUAUCCAUACGGAGAUCAGGGAAGAGGAGGAUAACGGGGUGUCGCGGAAUGAUUUGAGAAACGGUGAAGCUGUAUCGAGGAGAAUAGAGGAGGAGUUAUUAUUAGAGAGGAGGCGUUCUUCCUGUAACAGAACGCCUCAGGAGACCCCACGGAAGGCCGAGAUCGUGUCAGCGGAAUUAAAUUCUCUGGUAAAGGAUUCUUCGAGAUUGAGAAGAAAUUCCGACCGAAUAGGAAUCCUUUCGGAGGAGCAAUCGAAAGCUCUAAACGAUCAGAGCUACGAGAACGACGUGGCGACGGAGAAGUCGUCCGAGGACGAGGAUGACAAUUGUCUAGAAAGAACGUUCGACAGCUACGAAGAGUCCGGCUCGAAGAUCCGUCGGGAAGCUAAGCAGGAAUUACAGAACUCUGUUAAGAGACCGCGCAGUCUGUACAAGGAGGACGUUCCCAGCCCGCAGAAACGUAAGAGCGUGUUCGCAGAAGGAAGGAACUCGAUUUUCGGUUCCCCCACGAGGAUCCUGUCGAAGAAACACUCGCCGUCCGAGAAGAGUACCGAGAAACUGGUCAAUGGAAAAUUGUCACGGGAAGAGAAGCAGCAGCAUCACGUACAAUUCAACAAGGACUCGAAGAAGCAACAGUCGCGCGAGGACAGGGCACAGCCGAGCCCUUCGAUUCCUACGUCGACCACCGGCAGUUCCGACGAUAACUCGAGCUUGGAUCAAUUGUGCGAAGCUACUCCACCCGACGGAGGAUGGGGCUGGGUCGUGGUAGCAGCCUCGUUCAUGGUCAACCUCAUAGCCGACGGGAUCACGUUUUCCUUCGGCGUGAUCUACGUUGAAUUCCUGAAUUACUUCGGCGAGGGAAAGUCGAAGACCGCGUGGAUAGGUAGCUUGUUCAUGGCUAUGCCGUUGUUGUCCGGUCCUGUCGCCAGUUUCCUAACGGACAGAUACGGUUGCCGGCGUGUUUCCAUAGCUGGUAGCAUUUUAGCGACUACCGGUUUCGUGAUAAGCUCGUACGCCAACUCGAUGGAGGUUUUGGUAUUCACUUUCGGCGUUCUAGCCGGAUUCGGUUUAUCUCUGUGCUUCGUCGCAGCGGUGGUGAUCGUCGCGUAUUACUUCGACAAGAAGAGAUCCUUUGCCACGGGACUGUCCGUGUGCGGCAGCGGUAUAGGGACGUUUAUUUUCGCCCCUGUAACCCAGUAUCUUUUAGCCGAAUACGGCUGGCGUGGAACCACCCUGAUACUAGCAGGGUUGUUCCUCAAUCUCGCCGUUUGCGGCUGUCUGAUGAGGGACCUCGAAUGGACCACCACUAGAGCGAAGGCGAAGACCGAGGAGAGGCGCAAGAAUCGUGAAAAGAAGAGGAGUAGGAUACAAAGUUCGAGCGUUGAUUCGUUCUACGCUAGCAAUUCAUUGAAUACACUGACUAUCAUGGAGAAUCUACGGCUGCACGAAGAAGAGGACGGGGAGAAAUUGUUCUCCAGUCUGGUCAGCCUGCCGACGUUCGUGAAAAACGGUGAGAAGGUACCACUGGAGGUGUUGGAAUUGCUGAGCACUCGGAAAAACGUGUACAACGUGUUGCUACAGAAUUACCCGAGCCUUUUGAUAUCAUCCCGAAGCUUCAGCGAUUCCGGUGCGCUUCACGAUCAGCUUAGCACACCCUCGGCAAGGUUCGUACCGACUCCGAGUCCGUUGUCCGAGCUUAAAGGCGACGAGAACAAGGACAAGGUCUUGCCGAGCAACGACGAGCAAACUUCUCAACAGCAAGCCGACGCAGCUUGGCGUUCCUGGUGGUUGAAAAAGAUCAAUCUGGAUAGUUCUUUGAGAAGAUCCAGCACGCUCGAGCACACUAGAAGGCUACCCACUGCUUACCUGAAGGAUAUCAGAGUACACAGGCACAGUCUUACCUACAGGGGCGCUAUGUUGAACAUCAAUCGAUACCGGUUAAGGGCGUCCAGUUGUCCGGAUAUUUAUAGGAAUUCCAUGACCACCAUAGCGAAGACCAAGCUGGUAUGGUACGCCGGAUUAUGGGAAUUCUGGGAUCUAAUCGUGGAUAUGCUUGAUUUCUCCCACUUUGCCGACUCACGUUUCUUGCUGUUCGCCAUCAGCAAUUUUCUUUUGCACACGUGGUACGAUGUACCCUAUGUGUAUCUAACGGACAACGCCAUAGAGAUGGGAUUCAGCGAGACCGAUGCCUCCAUCUUGAUAUCGGUUAUAGGAAUCACUAACAUGGGCGGUGAGAUUAUUCUUGGUUGGGCUGGUGACAGGGCAUGGGUAAACGCAUCAAUUGUGUACGCAGUAUGUAUGGCUCUCUGUGGAGCAGUGACUGCUUUGAUACCCGUGGUGAUCGGCAGUUACUAUUCUUUGUGUGCAAUCUCUGGUGCCUUUGGAUUAUUUAUUGGGGCGAAUUACAGUCUUACCAGUAUCAUCCUUGUCGAAUUGAUCACAUUGGAGAGAUUCACCAACGCCUAUGGACUUUUGCUUUUGGUUCAGGGUGUUGCUAAUCUUAUGGGUCCUCCAUUGGCUGGCUGGCUAUACGACAUAACAGGCACGUACGAUCUAUCAUUUUACUUGGCCGGUUUCUUUAUCGCUUUAAGCGGUGUGCUACUGCUGGCAAUGCCUUUAAUUAGCCUGUAUCGAAAAUGUUUGAACGGAUCAAAGAAAGAAGAGACAGACAAAGAUUUCUCGAGCAUGAACAGCGUUUGAACGAACAAAAAGAGAGUUUCGAAGGAAAUAUAUAAACGAUGACUAUGUAUGAUCAAUUCAAUGGAAUUUAUAUAACAACACUUCCAAAAAAAAAAAGAAUAAGGAAUUGCAAUUUUGCUGCUGUAUAAUUUCAAUUUUAUGGCGGAUACUUUUUCCCCGCCGUUACGUUGAACCAGUUACAAUGAAAUAUUCGUGGUUCCUUAGUAGCAUAAGAUACGUGUAUAUGCGAAAUAAUAAAAGUCAACACGUAAAUCAAUUUUCAUCAAGAAAAUUCAUCAAGAAAUAUUUUUCAUUUUCUCUGCAGCGUGAAAGAAUGAAAUACCGAAGACCAUCAUUGUACGACAUUUGAUAUAAUGUUCGUACCACGAUAUCGGUUCAAUCGUACCAUCAACCAUCUUCCAUAAGAUUUCAAAAAAAAAAAAAAAAAAAAAAAAACUAUAAUUGAUUAUAAGAUAUUCAAGCAAAGGAAAACUGAAAUUUACGAUUAGCUCUGCGUAGAUCACGAUAGAAUGUAAGUGAAGAAUACUUGAAGCUUUUUUUAGCGAACAGUCGAAUAUAUACUGCAAAAUGGAGUUUUCCUUUCUAAAUCGAAAAUGAUGGACAAUUAAGAAAAGUUUGAAUCUCAGGAUAAUCGUAAAAGAUAAAAUUACUAAGUUGAUGAAACGUUCAACCGUUACUACGCAUAAGAUAACGAAAUUCUGAUUUUUAAAUUGCAUCGUUCAAUUUCGCAUCACGUUUGACAAGUUAUUUGAAAAUAACGCCAAAGAUAUAUAUCAUUGUAAAUACAUGUGUCGUGUGAGGUACAUCGUCAAGGUAUAUAACAUUCAUAACGUAUUAUUAGCCAUUAUUAUUUUCGUCGUUCUAUUGAUUUUCCUGCUAAUUAUGUCGAAACAGAGGACGCGUUUCACACCCCUUACACUGUCGCGUACACAUUGAUAUUGUGCAGCGUAGAGCACAGUAGGUUUCCCUAGGGGAAAUUUCCACCGCACGUGUGGAAACAUUUAUUCGGGAAAAUUCGAAUUAAUAUUUAUUCUAUUACUAAUAUUUCUUAGUUGUGUAGUAAAUUUUAUAAUAUUUAGAAUUAAGAAUUGUAUUCAUUAUAAAAAUUUAGAAUUUAAAAUAUUCCCGUCAUUUAAUCUAGGGAUCCCUAGCGCGCUCUCUGCUGUACUGUUCUCUUCGUAUAUUAGUUUCCUAGAUCAAAGACAAAAAAGUGAGAUUAAUCAAGCUGGAUAACGCUCGAUUAGUUAUUUGAAUUUUAGUUCUCAGUAUAUUUCUUUUUCGUUCCACUUCCGAUUAAUUUUUUCUUCAGCUCAUGUGCGUUUGUGCAUGCAAGGUUUUAAAGGACAUGUAUGUAAAUAAGCGUAUAUGUAUAUGUAUGUACACGUAUAAUGUAUCUGCUGUAUAUAUAUAUACACAUAUGUAUAGCUUUCUGUGAUGAUGAAUUUUACGAAGUUUUUCGAGCUACAAAAUAGAUUAAAUACCUUCGUUCCCAUAGCGUGUGCGUGCGUGCGUGUAUACAUUACUCGGAUCAAUGCGUUUAUCAAUUUAUUUGCACCGCUAUUUACAUGUUCAUCUGAAAUAACUUGAAGCAAUAUUAUAGCGUAACGACAUCGUACAGGGAUAUUCUUGACCAUGAGUUUUCAUUUUCUUUCAAUUCUCAGACGAGGUAAACGCACGACCGAGAAUAUUAUCUACCGGAACAAUGAAAAUUAUGACGUAAAGUUUGUACGAAUAUAGGACUUAAACGUAAUCGAUCCCCUGAAACGAUACAAUAUUUAUAGAACCUUAUGUGCAUUUAAAAGAGGAUUUCUUUCGGAAUUUUUACUUAGAUUACACGUAUCGACUAUAUGAGGCCUUCUUGCGAGAAAAUUUCAUAAUUAAAGAAUUUUCUUCCAAACGAGUAAGCAAUUCCAUUUUUUCAAAUAAAAUUGUAAAUGUUAAUAUUCAUCUAUUGUAUGCGUUGCGACUAAAGUCAGAAAUUAUCAGGCGAAGCUUGGUAUUAAUUUACAAAUGUGGAUAGAAUCUCGAAUACAAGUGAGAGUUCAUUUUAGAUUUUAGUCAUUUUUGUCGAUUAAUGUCGAGCAAUUUUUUACCACGGUAAUUACCUUGAUAAUUUAUCGUUUAAUUGUGGUGCAAUAACUUGUUCUACAGUGCGUGUGCUCGCGUUAUGGUAGCGUAAUUAUGCAUACGCGGCCUUACAGGCGUCUACGAAACGUAUAAAACAAUAUUUUAUUAUGAAAACAAAAAAAAAACUGCAUUUCAAAUAUACAAGAUUAAGUCGAACGGCCAUCUUUGGUCAAAGACUUUCGUCAAGUAGUAUAAGUAGUUGUUAAGGGCGAGGUGUAGGAUGACAAAUUUUUGUAAAAAGGAAUUAACGAGGACUUCUGGUUAUGAACAAAGUUACUGCUUAUUACAAAGCGCAUCGCAUUUUAAAAUAAUAGGUCUUAAUUUCUGAAUUAUUUAUAAAAUGAAUCGGCGCCCCUGCACACCUGUGACCCGUGCAGCAGCAGUCUACGUUUCCCCACAUUUCAAUUAAUUUAUUUAAUAAUUUGGGUAUAACGAUAGGUGAAAUCAAAUAUUGUUAAUAACCAGAAUGUUCUUACUAUUUCUUUAUUAAUAAAAUAUCCUAUUACCCAUUGUUGAUAACCUCGAAACAAUCGCUUGAACGUUUGAAAGUGGCUUAAAGUCUGUGCAGAGACAAGAAAAAGAAAAAUUGAUGAAAAAUUGAGUUCACGGCAUGACACAAGUGCGUUAAGAGUUUCUUUCAAACUGUUAAACAGAGAAAUUCGAGCAAAACCAGUCUUUUAGUUUUGUAUAAAUAUUUUAGAGAACUAAAGAGGCAUAUUACAACUGUUGCUUGCUAUGUGGUCCAAAAAUGAACGAUCUUUAUGAUUGUUCGUAGAACGGACUCUCGUGAGCAGUUUUAAAAUUAACAAUUUAUUUGAAACAUUAUGAAACAGUAGUUUGUUACAGUUCUGUAGAAUUAUUAUUAUUUUAUUAUUUUUAUUUUAUUGCUUAACAGAAUAGGAGGUAAUAAUAGAAGCAGUUUAUUUUGAUAUUUAUUCGAUAUUGCGAUGGUAUGUUUUAUUUUUUGAAAAUUUAUUAUUUACUGCACACGAUUGUCCUACUAAAAGAAUGGUUUUGUCACAAUUACAGGCAAGCUGUUCCAUUAAAAAUGGAAUACGGAGACUUACGUUAAGACUCCUUUUUAGACUUUAAUAGAAAACAACCCAUUUUUGAAUUAUAUGCAUGCGUAUAUAUGCACAUGGCUACACACACGAUACAGACACACAAAACGUACACACAUUCACGUAUAAACGUAUACUAUUCAACACGUACAAAAAACUAUAAAGAUCUUAUUUCAACUAAAAUAAAAAUUAAAUUACAACUAUA
Molecule: messenger RNA, 7137 nt
Organism: Osmia bicornis bicornis
Lineage: Eukaryota; Metazoa; Arthropoda; Insecta; Hymenoptera; Megachilidae
Exons: 5
Coding region: 1000-3744 (914 amino acids)
Biological process (GO): transmembrane transport; monocarboxylic acid transport
Molecular function (GO): monocarboxylic acid transmembrane transporter activity
Source: RefSeq, a predicted model, not a curated record